Molecule: messenger RNA, 555 nt
Organism: Rotaria sp. Silwood2
Lineage: Eukaryota; Metazoa; Rotifera; Eurotatoria; Philodinida; Philodinidae
Source: the annotation of a GenBank genome assembly
AUGCGAAUUCGCGAACAAUAUCAGCAAAUUGCUCCUGACAAUCAACCUCAUUUAACUCAUUGUUUUUUGUUAUCAGCACCAUGUCAAUUUUAUGAACGAAUUCUUUUUGGACAAGUACGUUUUCCUCAUCCUAUAUCAAUUGGUUGUCCGAGAGGUGCUUUCGUUUAUUUACUGAAUACAACACAUACUACGAAUAGAACAAUUCGUCAGCUUCAUUUACAAUCAAUAUCACCAGAAAUUCUUUGUAAAUGUAUUGAAUAUCUUCGUUGUACUACAUCAUUAACUAUUAAUUAUUUCUAUAAAAAUUAUUCAUCUUCUCCAACCUUAUUUACAAAUUCACAUAUUCGUCGUUUAACUGUUGUUCAUCCUCAAUUGUAUCUUGAACAACUUCUCUUAUCGGUUGGAUUUCCUGAUCUCACUUAUCUUCGUAUAACGUUUGAUACGUGUAACUUUUCACAAUUAGCUUGUGUUCUGACAACAUUCUCGUGUUUAAAACAUUUUAUUCUUCGACUUAUUGAACAUAAUAUAUGUGAUGAAAGUCAUGAAACAUGUUAA